AAAUUCCCGUUACUCGUCAUUCUCUCCGGAUCAUCCAAACUUGCCAUGCUUAAGGAGUCAAGGUUAAGGAGUCAACGCGUAUCGAUGCACCAGGUCAACUCUUCAAUGAUGGGGUUCAGACACCGAGCUCAGGCGAUUCGUCUAUUUUGUCUCCUCGCACUCUCCAUUAAUUUUCUUCCUUCGUCACAAUCUGGCCAGUUUUGUGAUACUGGAUUGGGAUAUAGAAAAUCUGGAUGCGGUGUUUCAUCCGCGAAGAUAUUGAUUAAGGGAGGGACUGUUGUGAAUGCCCAUCAUCAGGAGUUGGCUGAUGUGUAUGUGGAGGAUGGUAUCAUUGCAGCUGUUAAGCCUAACAUCAAGGUUGGCGAUGAUGUGAUAACGAUAGAUGCAAUAGGAAAGUUUGUCAUGCCAGGGGGGAUUGAUCCGCACACGCACCUUGCAAUGGAAUUCAUGAGUACUCAGACAAUUGAUGACUUUUUUAGUGGACAGGCUGCUGCAUUAGCAGGCGGAACAACCAUGCAUAUAGAUUUUGUUAUUCCUGUAAAAGGUAGUAUAUCUGCGGGAUUUGAAGCAUAUGUUGAUAAGGCAAAAAGUUCAUGCAUGGAUUAUGGUUUCCAUGUGGCAAUCACAAAAUGGGAUGAAACUGUUGUGAGAGAUAUGGAAAUCAUGGUCAAGGAAAAUGGUAUCAAUUCAUUUAAGUUUUUCCUAGCCUACAAAGGAUCUCUUAUGAUCAAUGAUGAACUUUUGUUGGAGGGGUUAAAGAAAUGCAAGUCUCUUGGUGCCUUAGCCAUGGUUCAUGCGGAAAAUGGUGAUGCUGUGUUUGAAGGUCAAAAGAGAAUGAUUGAACUUGGCAUCACAGGUCCAGAGGGACAUGCACUGUCAAGGCCACCUGUGAUAGAAGGGGAAGCUACAGCUCGAGCAAUUCGCUUGGCUGGUUUUAUCAAUACACCUCUGUAUGUUGUUCAUGUUAUGAGCAUUGAUGCAAUGGAAGAAAUUGCUAGAGCUCGAAAAUCAGGGCAAAGAGUCAUUGGGGAACCUGUAGUUUCUGGAUUAAUUCUUGAUGAUUCUGGACUUUGGGACCCAGACUUUACCACAGCGUCCAAAUACAUCAUGAGCCCACCUAUUAGAACAUCAGGGCAUGGGAAGGCUCUUCAAGCAGCACUUUCGACAGGCAUUUUACAGCUGGUAGGGACUGACCACUGUACGUUUAAUUCAACUCAGAAAGCCUUUGGAAUUGAUGACUUUCGGAAAAUACCAAAUGGUGUCAAUGGCAUUGAAGAGAGGAUGCACUUGGUUUGGGAUACUAUGGUGGCAUCUGGUCAAAUAUCUGUCACUGAUUAUGUUCGCUUGAUGAGCACUGAAUGUGCACGGAUUUUCAAUAUAUAUCCGAGGAAAGGAGCAAUCCUUGUUGGGUCAGAUGCAGAUAUAAUCAUAUUGAACCCUAAUUCAAGUUUUGAAAUUAGUUCCAAUUCCCACCACUCUAGAUCAGAUACCAAUGUUUAUGAGGGGAUGCAAGGCAAGGGAAAAGUCGAAGUCACUAUUUCUCAGGGAAGGGUUGUUUGGGUAAAUGGUGAGCUGAAUGUCGUUCCAGGUUCUGGAAAGUACAUUAAGAUGGCACCUUUCAGUUAUGUUUUUGAUGGGAUUGAAAAAUCAGAUGCCACUCGCCUCUCAUCCUUCAGAGCUCCAGUGAAACGAUAUAAAGCAACAAGUUAAGUUGCACUGGUGCAGUUUAGCAGUAUGAUUGGAUGUGAGGAUGUCUCACAUAUUGAUAAACGUCUUGGAGAAUCAAAUUGGGCUGUUUUUAUGUAACUACUAUUUAUAUAUACGUUUGCACUGUUAUUGUAUUCCUGACAAAGAAGUAGAUUAGAUGUACUAGAGAAAGUGGGUGUAAGGUAAUAAAGUAAGGUUAUAAGGGUAACUUUAUAUUAAAAAGUUACCAAAAAUAGAAGUGUGAAGUUUAUUUUAGACCUACCCCAAAAAGAAAGUGUGAAAUUUAUUUAGGACCGGAGGGAGUAUAUAUUAACUAGUUACACAAACGCAAACAAAGAUGUAAAAUCGUACUAAACAAUGCCACAUUCUGUAGGAAUCAAAUCUAUAAAACAAACCGGG
Molecule: messenger RNA, 2106 nt
Organism: Cuscuta epithymum
Lineage: Eukaryota; Viridiplantae; Streptophyta; Magnoliopsida; Solanales; Convolvulaceae
Source: the annotation of a GenBank genome assembly